Molecule: messenger RNA, 2019 nt
Organism: Cladophialophora psammophila CBS 110553
Lineage: Eukaryota; Fungi; Ascomycota; Eurotiomycetes; Chaetothyriales; Herpotrichiellaceae
Exons: 3
Coding region: 1-2019 (672 amino acids)
Biological process (GO): intracellular signal transduction
Source: RefSeq, a predicted model, not a curated record
AUGCCCGAGCCAAAGGAUGUGCCAGUGGACGGCUCUAUGACUUCGGCGCCUGUUGUUCCAAAUUUACCUGCCCAAGUCAUUUCGUCUGAUAUCGCCCACGAUUCCUCUUCCACCUCGAAUUCGCUUCGUACCAACUCCGUUCGCCCACCUCCUCACCACCACCACUCCAGUUCAACCAGUCUCACCCAAAGCAAGAGCAGACGGUCGCUGGCAUCUUUGGCACGUGAGAAGACAUCCAACGCCUUCGCCAACUUGGCAUCCUUGGGAACAAGUUCUACACCAAGUCUGCGCUCGGCAACUUCGUCAGGUAGUCUAUCCAAACAGUCCGCCUCUUCCACCAUCCCGCGACCAAGUCUUCCGCGUUCGCCAACCUCGCCAGAAUUGCAGGCGGCAGCACAGUCGCGCAGAACGAGCGGAGUGCCCAUUCCAGUUCAAGAGUCGAGGAACAGUACCGCGGUCCCACCAAUGCCGAACUCGGACAGGAAAGAUGGGAAAAUGCACCAGACGUCGUCUAAGAUAUUGCGCAUGACCGACGAUGAGAGGCCUUUUACCCGCGACUUUCAAGACCUCUUCGCCACCCUCAUCACCAGCCUUCCACUCACACCACAUCGGGUUAGGUUCUCGAGGGUGGAGGAGACGUUUUUAUCAGAGGAGGCCAUCACCAAUCUCGGCUCUCUAAAGUUUUCUCAGUCCAAUCGCAUUCCCGACCCCAAAAACCCGUCAAGAUGGGUCGUCACAACGACGACGACAACCUUUUCUAUGGCCAAGGAGAUGGCUCGUUCAGUAUGCCAACGGUUUGUAGAUGCCCGAUUGAUUGAAUCUGCCGAGUCCAAAGGCAACACAGCCUUUGUGACCAAAGGUGGCGUGUGGCAACUGACUCCUAAAGGCUCAGCCACCCUGCAUCGAUUCUGCGGUCGGAAUGGAAUCAAUGCCCGACAUAUUGAGCCUAUACUACGGCGGAACCAGAUGCAAAUGGUCUCCUUGGAAAGGGAUUCGGCUACCGAUAAGCUUGUCCAGGAUAGGCCCACGAUUGAGAUUAUUUUCCGCAGAUUCAUGGGCUCAGAAGGCCCUAAUCUGAAGAGUUCUACAUCCUUAUCAGACUCGGAUUCCGUGUCUGAAUAUGCCACGGGGCUUGUGGGUGUCAAGAUGGCCAAGGAACGACGAGUGUUAGACAAACUAGUGAACAACAGCUUUACUGGUAAGGCUGCAUCCGACUGGUUGCUUGAUUGCUGCACGACUAUCGAUCGCAGAGAAACAUACGAGAUGGCAGAACUGUUUGUCAAGUGGCAGUUGAUGGCUCCCGUGGUGGAGGACCGAGCAUAUAUCCGAUUGAAUCCCAUGGCCACGUACUUUCAACCCACCAAGCAUGCUAUCUACACUAUUACGGAGAGGGGACAGCGCGUCUGCGGCUGGCUUGCACGGCCCGCCAGCAUUGACAGCGAAGAUAGUCGGGAUACCAAGGACCACAAGAGCCGGCUUACCAGGGAUUCCAAUGUCAGCCGAUUGAACGUGAUCCUUCAGGACGCGGCCCUCCGACUUCUCUUCAAGGAGUUUCUCAGGCAGUCCCUCUGCGAGGAGAAUUUACAGUUUUAUUUUGACGUGUCGGAUUUUACCAGCCAUUAUCGAAAUCUCCAGAAGUCUGGAAAGCUGGACCGACCUGAGGCCGUCAGGGAGACCCUCGCUGCUGCAUAUGGUCUGUACAACUCGUUUCUUGCUUCGGGAGCACCGUCAGAGCUCAACAUCGACCAUUCGCUGCGGAACCGGCUCGACACCAGAAUGAUCCGUACUAAUGCUGAUGAUGAAUCUAUGCGUGAGAGUCUCGACGAAGUCGUGGAUUUGUUUGAGCUUGCCCAAAGUGCUGUCUUCAAAUUGAUGGCUAGCGAUUCUGUUCCCAAAUUCCUUCGAGACCCCCGGCACGCCGCGGUCCUUCGAGACCAUGAGAUCGAUUUGAUCGGCUCGAACCGCGCACUUUCACCCGCGCCUGACCGAACCGUCAGUCGGUCGAAUACACGAUCAUGA